AAUAAUAAUAUUAAUAAUUGUAAUGAUAAAUAUUUAUAAAAAACUAAAAUCCAUUUGGCAAUUCGUUUAUUAGACGUGCAAUUUUGUGGAGGCUGUUAAUUUUUUUUUUUUUAUUGUUUUUAUUAUUAAUGGUGCUUUUUUUAAAAGAUAAAUUUGUGAAGUGAGUGGUUUCGUGAAAUGGAUAAGUGUGUGAUGUGCAAUAAUUUUUUUUUUAUUUUAUUAUUAAAUUUUUCAACCGGUGGUGAAUUUUUAGAGUGAAAGGUCAACUAACGAAAAGUGGAUGGAAUUAAAAGCCUUGACUGUCCGGUUUAUCAACAAAACUAGCCAAAAGGGAGGUCACAAAACAACCCGAAAGGGGAACAGAAGACGAAGAAGAAGGAGGAGAACAGCCUGCCACCUAAAUAAUCCAUAACUUAUCACUUACAACCUAUAACCUGGAACCUGGAACUCAACAAAGAAGCAAACAAUAUAACAAUAACCUCGGAAGAAUAUUAUUAACCAGAAGCCGUGAGUGUUGGGCCGGCGAACUGCUCUCGUGGUGCAAGGUGGCUCCGACAAGCGGAACUGGUUCCAAAAGAUGUCGAGCACCGCGGAGAGUCCCGACGGUGGCAUGGCACUCCAGUCGCAUUACUCACUUAGGUGGAACAACCACCAGGCCCACAUUCUCCAGUCCUUUGAGGCCCUUUUACAUGCCGAGAUUUUCGUCGAUGUCACUCUCGUUUGCUCUGACAACAGUUUGCGUGCUCACAAAGUCGUCCUUAGUGCCUGCAGCCCGUUCUUCGAGAGGAUAUUCGCGGAGCAUCCUUGCAAGCAUCCGGUGAUAGUCCUAAAAGACUACAACUCUCGGGAGGUGGCAGCAUUAAUCGACUUCAUGUACCGCGGGGAAGUGCGGGUAGGGCACGAAGACCUAGCAAACUUAAUGCGAGCCGCAGAAACUUUGCACGUGCGCGGACUAGCCUCUUCAGAACCGCGACCAGUGUCUCCCCCAGCGACGCCAACAGCCGCAGAAACAAGCGACGAGCUUCUAGGUUCCGACCGACUGACCCCGGAACCGUUACGGCAGUCGACGCCGCACGACGAGGAGUCCAGUUCUCCCCGACUGGCAUCUCGGGGGUUCCGGGAACGUGAACGAGAACGGGAACGAGAAAGGUUACCACACAUGACCCACCUGAACUUCUCCCUGCGAGACUGCACCUCGCCGCUCCCCAGGCGGAAGCAGGCCAGGCCCAGAAGAAGGUCCGGGGAACUGAUCCCCCAAGACCUGAGCAAGCCGCACCCCCCUCCAAGCCCGAGUCCGCCCCUGAACUUCACCAGCCGGCACUCGCCGCAGAACUUCCAGCCGCUGCACCAACCCUCGGUGGCCCCCAAUGAGGACAUAGCCGAGAAUUUAUCGAUGAAGCGGUCGGAAUCUUCCCCUGCAGAGCAGAUAAAGACGGAGAGCGAGCCAGCGAGCAGCCCCAGGUGCUCGCCUCUAACUGGAACCGGCCUCCAGCCCGACAGUUCCAUCCACGACCUUACUCAAUCGGGUAUGCCGGCUCUCUCCGCGCUGUCCUUAACGCCUCCCCACCACCAAAGCGAGUAUCUAGCGAACCUGAGCCACUUGGCAGCUCACUGGGGGCCGGGCCCUCAGCAGGCGCAGCUCCCCCACCACCGAGAAGACAGUCCGCACGCGAACAGGCUCCACCCCUUUCAAGAUUCAGCCUUGACUCCCAGACGGUCGGUCUUUCCCAUGGACGGAACCUCCCUCUUUCCGCCCGGGGGCCUGGAACGGGGGCUCCUUCUCGCGGAUUUACACGAUAGCUUCAAGCCUGAGGCUCUCCACGGGCUGUUCGGGGGCGCGAACCUCAUCCACCACCCCACGAAGAAAUCCAAGAAGCACAGGGGCGAAGACGGCCCCCGUAGGUGGUCGGACCACACCAGAAUGCCUCUCGGGAGGCCCAAGGGGCAGCACAGUGCCCCCCGUGGUGGCCCCCCGCGUUCCUGGACCAACGCGGAACUCACUGAGGCCCUCCAGCACGUGUGGAACAAGAAGAUGACGACGUCUCAGGCCAGUAGGAUCUUCGGAAUUCCGUAUAACAGUCUUCUGAUGUACGUCAGGGGCAAGUACGGCAAGAGUUUAAAACUGGAACAGCUCAGGAAGGACUGUACUGGUGGCGAAGUUAUGAAUUCGCUUAAUAACAAUGUCAAGGCUGUUCCUCCGCCCCAGAUGAGCCACCCCCUCGGGCUCCCCCACCCCGACGACCAGUUCCCGACGCAUUCGCUGCUUCAUCAGGGGUUCUAUCCGGAUUUCGGUGCGGCUUUUCCUGUUCCGGUCAACAUGGUUCAUCUUCUGCCCCCCAGCGAGCAGAAGGCCUUCGAAGCCGCCGGGAACCCUGGCGCUGGGCCCUGUGAACUCACUCCUCCGAGCAGGUCGCCCUCUCCCGGUGCGGCGCUUAUUCACGAGAUUCCGCAGACGCCUCAGUCCGCUCCAGCGCUACUACAGCAGAAUGGGGAAUGAGGGACGUGGAGCGACGGCUGGGAAGCUGGGUAGUCCCGUCCACGUGAGACUCUUUUGUAAAAUUUUUAUUUUUAUUUAGUAUUAUUAUUAUUAUUGUGUAUUGAUGAUAGGGUUAUUAUUGAUAAUGGUAAUUAUUGAGGCGAGGACAACAAGUGUUGAUUAUUGUUGUUGUUGUUAUUCAUUAUUUUGUUCCUUAUGCGUACGGGGUUGAAUUUUAGGGUUUUGGGUUUUACUAUUGGAAUUUUGGGGGUUUUUUUCUUUAAUUUUAGUAUUCAUUA
This is a messenger RNA of Cotesia glomerata, 2775 nucleotides long. It is a transcript of the gene lov, whose product is annotated as protein jim lovell. Gene Ontology annotation, molecular function: protein binding; DNA binding. Gene Ontology annotation, cellular component: nucleus. Bases 578 to 2497 code for a protein of 639 amino acids. The transcript is spliced from 3 exons. Lineage: Eukaryota; Metazoa; Arthropoda; Insecta; Hymenoptera; Braconidae. The record is from RefSeq and is a predicted model, not a curated record. Gene Ontology annotation, biological process: regulation of transcription by RNA polymerase II.